Molecule: messenger RNA, 6296 nt
Organism: Paramisgurnus dabryanus
Lineage: Eukaryota; Metazoa; Chordata; Actinopteri; Cypriniformes; Cobitidae
Gene: nrap
Product: nebulin-related anchoring protein
Biological process (GO): cardiac muscle thin filament assembly
Cellular component (GO): Z disc
Molecular function (GO): actin filament binding
Source: RefSeq, a predicted model, not a curated record
AGAGCAGAUCUAACUUUAACACAGGACAGAUACAGAGACUGAAGUGGAAAUAAGGGACCGUCUGGGACGCCUUGCUUUUCCUGUACUGACUGUCUGUACAAGUUGUUUUUAUUUUCUCUGGAGUUGCUGUUUUAAUAGGACAAAGACAUGAAUGUUCAAAAGUGUGCCAGGUGUGGGUUUGUGGUAUACCCGGCAGAGAAGGUCAAUCUUAUUGGUCAGAAUUGGCACAAAGCAUGUUUUCACUGUGAGGUGUGUAAAACAGUUUUAACGGCCAAUAAUUAUGAGAGCUAUCAGAAAAGGCCUUUCUGCAAAGUGCACAAUCCAAAGAAUAAUACGUUCACUAGUGUCUAUGAGACUCCCGUCAACAUCAAUGCAAAGAAACAGACUGAGGCGGUCAGUGAGAAUAAAUACCGAGAGGAGGGCGAGCGUUUUAUGUCCACUUUUCACUAUGACAUGAAAUCAAAAGAUAUCGAGCAGGCUCGUAAGGCAAGCCAGCUUGCUAGCCAGCAAGGCUACCAAACCGCGUUUGCGGGCCAACAGUCGUGGUACUCCGGCAGCGUCACCAGCCAGGAAGUUGUACGGGUGAGCCAGGCCCAGAAAACCAUCAGUGAUGUGGAAUAUAAGCGAGGCCACGAGCAGCGUGUGACACAGUUUACUUCUGUGACAGACACACCUGAAAUCUUACAUGCCAAGACCGGAGCCUCAUUAGCUAGUGAUGUGAAAUACACAGAGGAAUAUGAGCAGUCUAAAGGAAAAGGCAGUUUUCCGGCUAUGAUAACUCCAGGAUAUGAAAUGGCAAAGAAAGCAAACACACUGGCUAGCAAUCUGCAAUAUAAAAAAGGACACGAGGAAAGAGUCUCACAGUACACCACUGUGACAGACUCUCCUGAUGUUCUUCUAGCUAAAAACCAGGGGAAAAUCGCUAGUGAUUAUGCCUACACGGAGGAGUAUGAACAACACAGAGGCAAAGGCAGUUUCCCUGCCCACUUCACCCCAGGAUACCAGGUGGCCAAAAAAGCAGGCGAGAUGGCCAGCAAAUUGAAGUAUCAACAGAAAUACGAGCAGGAGAUUAAAGGGAAAGCCAGCACUGAUGCCGGAGCUGCCGAAUUCGCUCUGGCCAGAGAACACGCAGACCAUCUCAGUCAGCAUGUCUACACAGAAGAAUAUGAACAGCAGAAAGGCAAGGGCAGCUUUCCGGCCAUGAUAACUCCUGGAUACCAGAUGGCCAAAAAAGCUCAUGACUUAGCCAGUGAUCUGAAAUAUAAGAAGGACCUGAACAAGAUGAAGGGAUCUUCUGCAUACCACACUUUGAACUCUGAAGACAACCUGACUCUGAAAAGCGCACGUAAAAUCAACAAGCUCAUGAGUGAGGUUGAAUACAAAAAAGACCUCGAGACAACCAAAGGGCACAGCAUCAACUACUGCGAGACGCCACAGUUCAAGAAUGUGUCAAAGAUCGCCAAGUAUACCAGUGAUAAUAAAUAUAAAGAGAAUUACACCAAUCACAUGAAAGGGCACUAUGAAGGGGGCGGCAUCGACAAGAAGACCAUGCAUGCCAUGAAUGUCAGAAAGCUGGCCAGUGAUAUUGCCUACAAAUCAGAUUAUGAGCAUGAGAAGAAUGUGCAGGGUGAGUACAACUAUCCUGCCACUAUUACCCCAUCCUACCAGUCACAGAAAAAACUGGAGCCGCUCAAAGAUAAAAACUACAGACAACAUAUCGACAAACUGAAAUACAGUCAGGUUACAGACACUCCUGACAUUGUGCAAGCCAGAAUCAAUGCUCAUCAACUCAGCAAUUUGAACUACAAGGCUGACUAUGAGAAGACAAAGACGCAGUAUACAUUAUCCCAAGAUACACCGGAGAUUAAGAAGGCCAAAGCCAAUGCAGAGCUUGUUAGUGAUAUCAAAUACAAGGAGGAUUGGGAGAAAAACAAAUCUAAAGCUUGCGAUAUUGGCAUGGACACACUGACGCUCAAAGCUGCCAAAGCCUCCGGAGAUCUGGCUAGCGAUAUCAAGUACAAGGAGACAUAUAUGAAGAACAAGGACAAAGCAAUUGGUAUGGAUGUCAGUGACACCAAAACCCUCCACUCGCUUCAGGUGGCCAAGCUGAGUAGUGAGACUGCAUAUAAAAAGGGAUCUAAGGAGACUCAGUCCCAGUUCCACCUGCCUUUGGAUAUGGUGAAUCUGAGCCAUGCUAAAAAAGCUCAAGCCCUGGCAAGUGACUUGGACUACAGGAAGAAACUACACGAUUAUACCGUCCUGCCUGAUGACAUGAAAGUGCAGCAAGCUAAGAAGGCCUACCAACUACAGAGCGAUAACCAGUACCGAUCAGACCUAACCUGGAUGAAGGGAGUGGGUUGGGAGGUGGACGGCUGCCUGGACGUGGAACAGGCCAAAAAAGCAGGAGAACUUGUCAGCGAGACAAAGUAUCGCCAGAAGGCGGAUGGUGUUAAAUUUACACAAGUUGCAGACACCCCCUCCAUCAAACAUGCCAAGAAGAGCCAGGAGCUACAGAGCGGGCUGGCAUACAAGGCGGGCACAGAGCAGAUAAUCCACCAAUACACCAUGAGCAAAGAUGAGCCUCUCUUCAAACAAGCCAAAGCUAAUGCAGAACUUCUUAGUGGGAAAGCAUAUAAGAGUAGCUGGGAGGAACAGAGGGAGAGGGGCUUUGAACUGGGCAUGGAUACGCUUUCCAUACUAUCAGCCAAAGCAACACGAGAUCUCGCCAGCGAUGUUAAGUACAAGCAAGAAUACGAGAUGACGAAGGGGAAGAUGAUCGGCGUGAACGCUGUGUCUGGUGAUUCUCAGUUAGCCCAUAACACCCUGGCCACUAAACUCCAUAGUGACCUCAAUUAUAGGAAACAGUACGAGGACAACAAGACCAAAAACAGUGUGUCACUUGACAUGAUGAAUCUCACUCAUGCAAAGAAAGCCCAGGAACUGGCCACCGAGACCAAUUACAAAACCUUCCUACACAAGUACACCGACCUACCCUCUGAUAUGAAACUGGAUUGGGCCAAGAAAGCUUACGGCUUACAGAGUGAUAAAAAGUAUCGCUCCGACUUGAACUGGAUGAAGGGAGUCGGCUGGGAGACCUCUGGAUCCCUUGAUGUACAGCAGGCCAGAAAGGCAACAGAUUUGGCCAGUGAGAAUAAAUACAGACAGCACGUGAGUGCUCUGAAGUUCACUAGCGUGGAGGAUACACCAGAGAUGGUGCAAGCCAAAAUCUCCAGCAAACUGGUGCUUGAUAGGUUGUACAGAGAGAAGGGAGAAAGCGAAAUGCACAAGUACACGCUAUCUGGAGAACUACCCGAGCAUGUGCAGGCAAAGAUCAAUGCUAUGAACCUCAGUGAUUCACAUUACAAAGGGUCCUGGACAAAGAUGAAAGAAGCUGGCUACAAGUUACGCUUGGAUGCUAUUCCAUUCCAAGCAGCCAAAUCUUCUACCGAUAUCCUUAGUGAUCAAAAGUAUAAGGCACAGUUUGAGAAAAGUAAAGGAAAGAUGAUCGGCCUAAAAGGACUUGAGGAUGACAUAAACAUCGCCCAUUCUGUGCAUGCCACACAGAUACACAGCAAUAUCAAAUACAAAAAGGAUUCUUCUAAGGGGCAUUCUCAGUUCCAUCUGCCAAUGGACAUGCUGGACGUGCUGCAUGCCAAGAAGGCUCAGUCUCUGGUCAGCGAUCAGGACUACAGACUGAGAUUGCACAAAUACACAACAGUGGCCGGCGACCUCAAAGUACAGGCUGCCAAGAGAGCAUAUGAACUGCAAAGUGAGAAAAUCUACCGCUCUGAUCUAAACUACUUACGUGGUGCGGCCUGGAUUGCCACGGGUGCUUUACAGAUCGAGGGAUCCAAACGGGCCACAGAUCUACUCAGUGAGAAAAAGUAUCGCCAGCAACCAUACUCUUUCAAACACACAUCCGUCACAGAUUCUCCAGAUAUGGUACAUGCUAAGAUCAGUGGAAAGGUCACUAAUGAGCGCUUGUACAAAGAAAAGGGGGAGAACUUGAGGCACAACUACACCAUUACAGCAGAGAGACCCGAAAUCACGCAGGCCAAGAUUAACGCUGCUAACUUCAGUGAUGUAAAGUACAAGGAGUCCUGGCACGUACUCAGAGCUCAGGGUUAUAAACUCACCAUGAAGGAUAUCCCCUUCCAGGCUGCCAAAGCAUCCACCAGCAUGGCUAGUGAUUACCAAUACAAGCACAACCAUCUGCUGGAGAAAGGUAAGCACAUCGGCUCUCGCAGCGUCCUGGAGGACCCUCAUCUGAUGCACUGCUUGGAGAUGGGCCGUCUGCAGAGCGACCAGAAUUACCGUAAAAACGCCAUGUCCACCAGCGGCCAGUAUCAGCUGCCCAUAGACAUGGUGAACCUGAUCCAUGCCAAGAAGGCCCAGGCCUUAGCCAGUGACCAGGAUUACAAGACUCACAUGCACUCUUACACCAUCAUACCUGAUGACAUGAAGGUCCAGUGGGCCAGAAAGGCAUACGACCUACAGAGCCAGAAUGUGUACAAAUCAGAUCUGAACUUUAUGAAAGGGGUGGCUUGGGACACAGUGGGUGCAGCUCAGCUAGACUACGUCAAGAAAGCCGGAGAUCUUAUUAGUGAUAAAAAGUACCGUCAACAUCCUGACAGUCUGAAGUUCACCCAGGUGGCAGAUUCACCGGAUAUCCUCCAUGCAAAGAACAGCUACAUGCAGUGUAGUGAGAGGUUGUAUAAGUCUGGAGACUCUGAGUCCAUGCACAGAUGCUCUUUACCACCUGAUCAUCCAGACUUCAUCAGAGCGAGGAUCAACGCUCAGCAGAUUAGUGAUAAAGUUUAUAAAUUGUCCGGUGAGCAGGUUAAAUCGGCUGGUUAUGACCUCAAGUUAGACGCCAUUCCCUUCCAGACAGCAAAGGCCUCUAGAGAAAUUGCUAGUGAUUUCCGCUAUAAGGAGGCAUUUGCCAAGGAUAAGGGCCAUCAGGUGGGUCUCCUUAGUGUUGAGGAUGACCCCAAGAUGAGACACUCGCUGGCUGUUGGGAAGCUUCAGAGCAACAACCAGUACAAGAAGCAGUCUCAGGAGACACGCUCUCAGUUUAAGAGCCAUGCUGACCAACCUUCAUUUCUUCAUGCUAAGAAGAGCCAGGCUCAGAUCAGCAACCACAGCUAUCGCCAGCAUCUUCAUGACUACACCUGCGAUCCUGAUCAGCUCAAUGUCAAACACGCUAAACAGGCUUACAAACUUCAGAGUGAUGUGAACUACAAAUCAGAUCUGAACUGGAUUAAAGGUGCAGGCUGGACCCCUCCAGGCUCACAUAAAGUAGAAAUGGCCCGCCGGGCUGCAGAACUGGGCCUCGCUGAAGGUGUGACCACUGACGAGGCUAUCGCCCAGUAUCAACAACUAAUGAUGCUCCAGAGACAACAGCAGUUCCAGGAGCAGCAACAGCAGCUGCAGUCCACCACAGAGCAGACAGAAACCACACAGGAGUUCCAGCAGCCUGAAGUCAAUCCCGAUGCCAUGGAGAUCCUCAACGUCAAGAGGAAGAAAACCAUUCACACCACAUUCAAACAGGCCAAGACCACAAAAUCCAUCACGUCACAAUCUGUUGCAUCUCACUCAACCGCAAGUCAGUCUAUCUCUAACCAGUCCACCAAAAACCAGUCAAUUACCAAUCAAUCCAACACGAGGGCGAUCAGUCAAAACCAGGCUGCUAUCACAGACCAGGCUGCUGCAAAGUCAGGAACAAUGUAAUCUACCAUUCUCGUCUUCCAUAUUUUAGUUUUUUACAUUUAAUUUAUGAACAUCAUGUAGAUCCUGGUGUUCUUUGUGUUUUUGAUUGAUCUACUGUAGAAAUGAGGGCUUUACAGAAAAACUGUGGCACGUGAAUGUGAAAAUGGUUAGAGUAGGUGUAUACUGAAAGAUAAGCAAUAAAAAGCAAGCAAGCUUAAUUGUGGUGGUUAAAUGAAGAUGAUAAUGGUUAUGUGGAGAUAUUAAAGUGAACAGAGCAAGUCUGGAUUAUUUGAGCAUGUUUUCGAAGAAGUGCCCUCACGAGUUCCUACUUUUCUAUUUAAUAACUGUAGCACCUGGCUGGUCAGAUCGCAUUUAUGACAAGUAAAAUUAUUGCUCUAGUGGAUUUUAAGGCUGUCUCUGGUGGUGCUGGAAUACAGGAGUUAUAUUUGAGAUACUGGAUAUACUCUGACAAGCUGAGCUUUAUGAGAAAGAUUAUAACUGCAACUCUGCUAGCAGAGUUAAAUGGUUGAACUGUAAGUAAAUGUGUGAUAUAUAAUAAUGGAAAAAUAAAGUUUUUUGUUUUGAAA